Sinocyclocheilus grahami is the source of this 1253-nucleotide messenger RNA. Its product is annotated as echinoderm microtubule-associated protein-like 1. The record is from RefSeq and is a predicted model, not a curated record. NCBI's taxonomy places the organism in Eukaryota, Metazoa, Chordata, Actinopteri, Cypriniformes, Cyprinidae. The coding region runs from base 58 to 741 and encodes 227 amino acids. The transcript has 7 exons.
AAGAGGCUCAUCUGAGGAGUGUGUGUGAGUGUGUGUCUCUCAGACGGCUGUGAGCUGAUGGAGCGCUCUGAUGGAGACGAGUGUCUGCUGCCCGACACAGACUUCAUGAUCGAUGAGCAGAGCUCUCACGCCAGCGGGAUGGAGGUGAUAGAUCGCCUCACGUUCCUGGAGCAGCGCGUUCAGAUGCAGGACGACGAGAUCCAGCUGCUGAAGAUCAACAUGACCGACGUGCUGAAGAGACUCAACAUCUCAGAAGAGCACAGGAGAGCUCCUGCUAAAGCGGCUCGUCCUGCGUCUCUGUGUCUGGCUCCUAAAGCAGCCAUCAGCUCUUCUUCCUCCUCUCUGAGGAAGAGCUCCAGCUCCACGCUGCCCUCCUCACCCUCCUCCAGGAACUACAGCCCAGCGCCCGGCGCAAAGAGGACUCCUGCUGCAAACACUAAAGACACUCAGAGCACUAAAGCAAAGACGAGCUCCUGCAGGAAAGCGCUGGAGAUCAAACCAAAGGAAACAAGUGCAGCAAAAACAGGCUCCAGACGAGUCUCUCACUGCAGAGUGACUCUGCAGAUCUCUCUGACGCCGCUGUCCGGAAGGACUGGGUCAGCUGAUCCCGAGGCGCUGCGGUCCGCAGGAUCUACAGUCAAACCGUGUAAAGCAUUGGUCCAGAAGCCCUCGCUCCGGGACGCCCCGAAACACAAGAGUCCCAUCAAAUCCCCCAGUCAAUACUUCCAGAUCUGUUACUGAAGAGCCGGCUCUCACACACUCAUCACCGACACGCCUCGCUUAGGAUUAGUGAUGACUUUCUGGAGAACCAGGCUUGCUGCAGUGAAGAAGUGCAGAUGCACACCAGAACACUGACACUGCAGCAAGCCUGGUUCUGGACUCAGUGUAUCUCAGUUAAAAACAUCUUAAUGCUGGGUUUGUUCUUAGUUGUAUUUGGUGCCGAAUUAAAGCGAAUCAGAUUCAUACGGGGAGUUUCUAAUUCUAUAAUCAUCUACUGCUGUGACAGAUGUUAAAUAAGAUGACACUGAGACACUGAGAAAGCACUUUUCUUGAUGAACAGAUUCAUCCACAAAUGAUCAAAACUCAAACGGACUGAAAUCUUGUGUUCAGGUUUAGUGAUCUCGUAGGUGAUUGCAUGUCAACUCAUUUAGAAAAUACCCCAUCAUAUAUAUAUAUAUAUAUAUAUAUAUAUACAGUACUGCGCAGAAGUCUUCUCCAUUAGUACUUUCACCUGCACACAGUACUGUAUAUCG